Molecule: messenger RNA, 5301 nt
Organism: Culicoides brevitarsis
Lineage: Eukaryota; Metazoa; Arthropoda; Insecta; Diptera; Ceratopogonidae
Exons: 10
Coding region: 1-5301 (1766 amino acids)
Biological process (GO): imaginal disc-derived wing hair organization
Cellular component (GO): cell cortex
Source: RefSeq, a predicted model, not a curated record
AUGUUUAAACGUAGCAGAUUCAAAAGUGUUCUUCUCUUCUUGUUCUUGACAUGGAUGACGACGACGAGGACAACACGUGGCACGCCAUUGUCUCUGAAGUCUUGGAGCCAAAAGAACGGCAGUAAUGGCAAAGAAAUUGUCGCGCAUCGGCGUGUCGUUGCUGAUACGUCAAAGGUGACAAAUCUAACAAGGCAACAUAAUGGAGAUGUCUUCUUCUCAUAUGAUGUACACAAGUGCGAUACAGAUACGUGCGUUGGGCUUUCGAGCGGAACAGCGAGCUUGUAUAUCGAAAGUAACGUUAAAGAAAUGGAUAUGUCAAUUAGCCCGACAAUGGAAUACGAGUGUAAAUGUCAAUGUUUGCCUCAAAUUCACACUUAUCGAGAAGAUCAGGGAAUUUGUGUUGAUGAGAUACGAGAAUGUUCCAUGGCUACUUUUACAAGCGGCUCGUCAUCAGAGAAAAUCCCGUUUAUCUUUUUGCCUCUCAAAGGACAAAUUAUCUAUCCGAGCAAAGAAAUUUUUUAUCCAGGUAUGAAAGAGUCCGUUUGCGAAGUAAUUGGCUCGCAGUACCUCACAAAAAAUGGUUGGAACGAAUUACGGAACCCAAGUGAUACGACAGUGCCAUUCAGACUAUUCCGCGAUGAGGAUAGCACAUUUCUACAGUGGCUUGGAGAGCCCGAUUUAAGAUACCGCAUGCAAGGAAGAUUGAUCGUCGUUCAUUUAGCAUGUCGUGAUAUGGAUUCCUUCGAUAUGACAGGACCGGAAGAUGAUAUUGCACACGGAAAUACUUUUACGCCAUGUGUGGCUUUUAGAAUUGUCGGGACUCCAUCGAAAUAUAGCAUGAAUGUUGCUGAAGUGCUUUUCGCCUCGGAAUCGCAAAUCGACGAAUAUCAUUUUAUGAAUUUGACCACAAAGGAGUACAUUGUAAUCGGAGUUUCGAGUUUGUGUCUCGGCUUGAUUUACAUCGCAUCGGUUUUCCUGUAUUUGCACAUCAAGAAACGCAAAGCACGUGCAAGCGACGGUUCGCACAAUGCCAAAGACGACUACACAUACCAUCAAAAUGAUCAAGUUACAUUUGGUGCGGGCAUCAGUUGUGGCAUGUUUGGCGGUCAAAGUCGUUCGAGUCUUCUUAAUUUGCCGUCGACACUGAAUGCGAGUCAACGACGCAGCAACAAUUCUGUCGUCGGAGGCCCGAAUAGCUUAAAUUUGCAUCAUGCUGAAGAAAUGGGAGUCAUUAAGAGUAAUCCGUUGUUAAAGCACUAUCCGAAUUUGGCAGCAAGCGAUAAUUCUGGCUUCGUAAGUGACACGUCUAACUCUAAUUCCGAAUUUGAUGAUGAUUUCAGUAUUGAACAGGAAAGUAAUAAACAAACGUCGGCAGUCGUCCAUUUGGGGCGCAAGCGUGGCGAUAUUAACACUGCGACGCAACAAAAUAACGUCAACAACGAUCCGCCGCAGAACACAAACACGCAAAAUGACACGGAAUGCCUGCCUGAAGAAGAUGUCUCGAUAACGGAAGAUUUGUCGCACGACGAUCAAAUUGAAAACAUGAAAGCUCUCAUUAAUGGAAACUCAAGGCGAAAACUGUAUUUUAAUCCGGCGUAUUUUGAACCUCACUUAUUGGCGUCUCCUCCGCCUGCUGCAAUUGAAUUUCUGAGCAAAAUCCGAGAAGUCAUCUCCAUUGCCAAAUACAAAAUGGCAACAAAACGCUUUCAACCAUCUCUAACAGAAAUUCCCGAAGAAAAAGCAAGCAAAGAAAUCUAUCAAAGUACGAAACAUCCUCCAAGCAGAAGAGAAAGUUUCAUUUCCUCCCGUAAUGGAACACAACACAAAAGCAUGUGUUCAGGAUGUUCAGAUUGUCAAAGCAAAAGUACGGAUCAUUAUGCCUCAAAUACGGCAAAUAAUUGCACAAAUUGCGGCGACAAGCAAAAAAGCAUCCAAAAAUGGCUCGAAAGUGUUUCUUCUGAUCAUGACAACAAUCAAAAUGACGAGUUAUCUGAUACUUAUAUCAACCCCGUAUCUGAAUCUGGAAGCAAAAAAUCCAAAAAUGACGAUAAAUAUGACACAAUUAAGCCGGAAAUUAAACCAAAACCGAACGCGAACACAAACUCCAUAAGCAGCAAGAAGAGUGAAAGUUCAAUUUCGAAUUCAGAUGCUGACACAGUGAAACGCGUGACGCCCGCAAGUAAAAUUGGCAAUAGAACAAUUCGAACUCCAACGAAUUCUUCGCCGCCAACGAAAAAUGAAGAUACUUUACCGAAAAUUGUUUCGUAUUGCCCAAAACCGAAUGUCAUCAUCCCCGAUCAAAAUUCAAACGAAAAUGAUCAAUAUGGAAUUCGCGUAAAAUUGGACAAUAUCUAUUCCGCUGUCGAUAAAGGAGAUUAUUAUAACGCAUCGUCAAGGGCAAGUAGCAUAAGAGGAAGUAUCAAGCAAGUUCCAACGAAGGAAGAUGUAAUUUAUGCUUUUGCCACGAACAAAACGAAGAAAAGUCAAAGUCACGAAAGUGACAAACAAUCUUUGCAAGAAAAUGAUUACAUGGGAAGACAAUCUUUGUACAACAGUAUCGAUGGGGGAAGUGAAAUUUAUAACAAUCCUGUAUUUGAUACGAGUGACAUUAAAACUCGAACUUUGGAAAAGUCAACGGAAAAGCGAAAUUUGUAUGAAAAAUACAAAAAUAACAAACGAAACUCGAUUCCUUAUGAAGUUAUCAAUAAAAUGAAUCAAAUGCCUGAUAUGAUAUACGAAGCAAUGGCAAGCGACUAUAGUCGAGUGAUCAACAACAAUAAUGUUCGAAUUUCUUCUCCUCAAUUACCGACACCCGAUUAUACAAGUCAUGAAGAAGAUACUUCAAAUGCAACCUUAAAACGAAUUCAUCAACGUCUCCAACGUUCAAUGACGCAAAAUAGCAGCGAUAGUCAUCCUCCUGUUCCAACGCCAGAUUACAAUACUCUCGGUAGAAGAACGCCCAAGAAGCUUUAUGCGCCAGAUUCUCCAAUUUAUUCGCGAAAAUCUCCCUAUAGCCUUAUUGUCGAUUACGAAACGGAUAGUUUGGAAAGAGGAGCUCAACGUGACAAACAACGAAAAAGUGCAACGCCUCCGAGUCAAAGUUCGGAAACAUCUCAAGCAAGCCCAUCGCUGAGUUCAGCACUUCCCUUGGAAGAAGAACUCGAGAUCCGAAAUGCAACUUACGAUCGAGUUGAGGGUUUUCGAGAGGAGGCGGAUGGCAAGAAUUUACUAAUGCGACAAGGUACAGGACCCAAAAUCAAAUACAAUACUCCUUUCCUUGGCAGUAUGACUAUCGAGGUUGAACACAGCCCCGAUGAAUUCGAUUUGUCGACAGACAGCGAUCAAUUUGAGCCCGAUACGCUCGAUAGGAAGGCGCGGAAACACAAAAACACGGGGUUUUUCAAGGGAGAAAAGAGUGCCACGUACUUUGGAACAGAUGAUACUAGUCAAUUAAUGCAAGGGAAAAAAGAUACAAAUCGAAGCAGUAUUCGAAGUGUCGACAAUACGAAGAAAAUUUUGGAAAAUUUGAACAAACAACCGUGUCACGAGCACAGCAAAAGCAACAAAAACAACAAUGUGAAGCCAGAAGUGCAUAAAAAGGUCGAAAAUAUCAAAAAUAUUUACGAAGAGAAAAGCAAACAACCAAAAAAUGAAUUCACGAAUAAACACAAACACGAAGUAAAACCCGAAGGAAAGCUUUUGACACUCGAGCAUCGACACUCCAAACGACAACGUCCCAUAUCGAGCAUGAGUACGCUUGACAAGAAACUUGCACCGCCGGAUUUAAUUCCUUCUAAUGCUUCAAAAUUAUCUGAAAAUAAAAUUCAAAGUUUUGUAAAAGCUUUGAAUGCAACGACAAAUCAUACUUCAUGGGCGCACAAACAUGAUAAAAGCAAAACAAAGUGCAAAUAUCAAACACAAGUAAAUUCAAUUGAAGAUACGAACGACUCUAAUAGUGUAACAAGCGGUUCAACAAACUUCACGGGAAUUUCAGACACGCAAGGAACAUCCGAAUUUGAUGCAAAAUCGAAAAAUUCAAAUCAACGAGGGGGUCAUACACACAAAAAAUGUCGAAAAAAUCAAUCGAAUGAGGAAAAACCAAUGUCGCUGUUAGAGGAUUAUUUGAGUCUCGGCAUCAGCAAUGAAAAUUUCUUCAUAGAUCAUGUCAAUAAAAAGUUAAAUGCUUUCAAAAAUGAGUCGACAAGAGGAAAAGAUGGCAAGAAAUCUGACGAUUUGGAUAAAAUUGAAGUAGUUUCAACAAAAACUCUCUCAAAUAAUGGUUCUUUGAAGCAACACGAAGAAAAUAGUCGAAAAUCUCCCUCAAAACGUUCCGGAUAUAAAGAUUUCGAUCAAGCAAUUAACAAUCUCCCGACAACUACAAAAGUAUUCCGUGCCGAAAUCAACCCGUGUACCAAUGGAAUGCAAAUUGCAAUGGGAAUUCGAGACAAAGCCAACAAAACAAAAGAGAUAAAAUCCGCAUUAUGGCGUUUUAUCUCAAUUGCAACGUCAAAACUCAAAGGAGAAAAGGUCGAUACUGAUCAUUUAAACAAAACAAUUGUCGAUCAAAUAAUCGACAAAGAUGAUGGAAUUGGUUCAUUGCUCGACGAAAGUGCCGUUAUCUCGAUUUCCAAACCAUUCACGAGUUCCUUGGAGAAAAUCAAACCGCCCGCAAGCAGUAAUGUUUCUCGCAGCAAUUCAUCUCGAAUGAGUUCUCGCGAAACAGAUGGCGGUUACAUGAGUGCUGAUUCGAACGAGUUAAAAACGCGCUGCGAAAAUAACAAACGUUUGUACGAAAGAUUCAACUUUUCGAACAAAGUAAAUUGCAUUAGUGAAGAAAUUUCAUCGAAAUUGGGCGAAAAUGACGAAUACGAGAAACCUCUUCCUCGACCAAAACUUCAAACAAAAGAUAUUUCGGCGCCAAUUCACGCAAAUAGUCCUCCGAGAACGACAAAACCGAGUAUUUACAUGUUAUCGCCUCCAUCUCGUCCUCCGCCUGCGCCUCCUGUCCCAAAAUUAGGCGUCACGAAUCCAAAAGCGACACAACUCAACAUCACACAAAUCAAUGGGAAACAAAUGAUUCAACAACUGAAGGAUGUCAUCAACGUCAAUGUUCAAUAUUUAUCUGAAGAAGAAGAAGCUUGCGGCGUUGAACGUUACAGCAGCAAUGGCGGCGAAUGUCUUUCAUCCGGAGAAUCUGAAGAAGGCGAAGAAUUCGAUGACAUUUGUGAAUCGGGAGCUGAAAGUGUCGAAACCCAUUCCGUAUUCUUUAAAAAUAUCAAAAACUUUUAUAGCGGUAAUUAG